Messenger RNA from Fusarium verticillioides 7600, 1686 nucleotides. RefSeq lists its product as hypothetical. The transcript has 3 exons. Lineage: Eukaryota; Fungi; Ascomycota; Sordariomycetes; Hypocreales; Nectriaceae. Bases 141 to 1169 code for a protein of 342 amino acids. The record is from RefSeq and is a predicted model, not a curated record.
CAACGACUCGCUUGGCUGGUAUUUAUAGUCAUAUAGACGAAUCUUCUGCCCAUCAGCUCUAUUCUUAGCAUUCUUUAUCCUCUCUGACCUCUUGUUUGAGAGGCUGCCACUCGUUACAUUUCCGUCACUUAUUACGCGCUAUGCAUUCAAAGAAGCUUUUGUCCUUGGCCUUAAGCCUUUUCGUGGCGGAGUCGGUCGUUGCUGGCCCGUGCAAACCGAAAACAACAACCUCUGCCACUUCUGUGGCAUCAACUACGCUCGCUACAUCCACGACCACGACCCUCCCUGUGUCCUCCACGACGGACACUAUCGUGGCAACUAUCGUCACCAGCGACACCGAGACUGAGGCUCCUACUACGCUUCUGACCACCACUACCGGUGUGUCUGUAGCUGACACUACCACCACUGAAGAGGGAACGACCACGGCUGACGAGACUACCACGACCGUUGGUGAGACAACAGCUACCACUGAGACUGGAACUACGACCGCGGACACAACGACCACAGAGGCUCAGACAGCGACCAUCACAGAGGCCGAGACUACUACUGCAGAGGCCACAACUACAACCGCCGCAGAGCCCGUCUGUGCCCAAACUCUAGUCCUAGCUAAUCCCACUCCGAUCAUUACCGACCCACUGGUCGACUCGGAUGAUGGAAACCAAGGCUUCACAGCACCUUUCCCAAUCGGGGUAUUUGGAGCUUCUUCGACAUAUGUUUUUGUGUCUCCGAACGGCCUUUUGUCCUUAGAUACAGGCUCUUCGACUUACAACAACAACCCACUACCUCGUACAAAUAUCCCGGCUGUUAGCAUCCUCCCCUACUGGGACGAUCAGUACUUCCGCAGAGAUACCUGCAACACGGGAAUUUUCUAUGACGUCUACGAGACUGGCCGAGGCCAGACGCUCACUGUAGAAUGGCAAGUUGGUAGCAAUGCCGACACUGGAUUCAAUGAGCACUAUACGGCCAGUUUCUUUGAAGAUUACCCCGGCUUGGUCAGAUUUGAGUACUAUACGACAACCAGGCAUGGCGGAAGCGCAACUAUUGGCGUUCAGAAUGGGCAGGAGUUCUCUCAAUACUCUUACAACGAACUAUACGCGGUUCCUGAUCGGUUCUACGUCGAGAUUGACACAAGCAGUGGAGUUGGCGUCAUCGACAGCGGUCCACUGUAAGGUGCUUGGACGACGGUAUCAUAAAUAUUGAGACGAAUUGCUUCUGGAAAUAUGCUGUGUAGUUGAGUUCAAUUCUCAAUUGUAUUAAUACUUAUCACUUCCAGCUCAAGGGAGCACGCAAAUGAUGUCUCUGGCGUCUUCCUAGGGCUUACGCCGAAACAUACUUGUUCAAGUGAUUUUAGUUGAGUUUGUUCCGAUCAGGUCACUUAUGAUAAGGAGGGCUCUUUGUUGUGAAAUUCUGUUCAAGUAUGACUAUGCCCCGCCUUUGAUCCUUUGAAAAGGCCUCACGUCAAGGAGACAUCAUAUUGACGUGACCCCCUGCAAACAAAGCUCCGAGCCCAGGAAGACCUGACUCGCCAAUUGAGCUGACAUUUCGCGUGGCCAUGAUGACGUGGGUUUGCUUGAUGCAGCAACAGGCCUAGAUUGAUCUUUCAAACACUAAAGCAGAGGAUAUCACCAUGCUUGUUAACCUUGCGAUCGAUUAAUCAUCAGUAUAAAUAAUAGACUAUAAUUCAUG